UCAGACUAUCUCCAUUUAUCGUGCGUACUAUUUUGUUUCUUAAAUUCUUAACACUUGUUCGUUCUUUCAACGUUCGACCAGUAUGAGGUAUUUUUCAUUCUUAAGAGAAAACUGGAUGCAAUAGAUCAAUCUUCGACGCGAAUGACGAACCAGCUUGAUUUGCUAUGAAUUGUACGAUAGAUAUGGUUGAUUGUUUUCGUUAUAUGAUUUAUAGUGACGAGGGCUAGGCGAAAGCGACGCCAAGUAAGGGUUGCGAACCUAUUUUCAUGUUUAUUCUUGGCUGCGGUGCGCUGCUAGCCGCGAAUAGUUCGCUUGGGAGCGGGAUUUCUAUCUGAGACGAGGACAGAGAGACACCACGUGCUCGUCUACUUUCUCGCGUGCAUUUUGAAUACCGUGCCCACGCUCUCUCGUUGACCCAUUCUCAGCUGAUUGUCAGCUGAUCACCACCUGAGCGAUCGGUCUUUGUUAAUUUAUCAAAUCGUCGCAGGCAAGUGCUUGUUUGCAUAGAAUGGCAUAGAUCGUCGUGAAUCGUGAUGCUUCAGACGCGAUCCGAUAUUCAUCUUUGUCCGCGGCCUGAAACCCUGAAACUUAUAGAUGCUCUUCCAUCCAAUUUUAAGCUAUCUCUUAUCAGGGGAUUCGCCUGUUUGUUCCGAUUCCACGGGAUUCCUAGAAACUCGUAGAACGAUGUUUAUCGUUUAGCAGAGUUUAGUUAUUUACGAACUAUUCGGUAUUAUGAGAGUCGCAUUGUAUUUUUUGAGAAACGAAAUCGAAAUCUGAUAAACUAAAACAGAUAUGGGAUAUCUCGUGUAUAAAAAAUAAAAGAACAAUAUUGAUAUCGAUAAGAUAUUGAAAUUAAGUUGAUCGAAAUUGUAGUAGAUUUUAUAACGAAGAAUCGGCUAGAAUGUGUGUGACCUAAUAUCUCUUAUCGGAAUUUUGUAUGUAGAUGAAGUGGAAAUAGUUUCAACUGACUAGCGUUCAUUUAAACGAGUAUUGACGGAAUAAGCUAAUAGUCUUUAACAUUAAGUUACUUCUAGAAAGUUUUAAAGAUUCAGUCCAGGUUCUAUAUUAAACCAGCGUUUGGGAAUUUACGACAAAUUAUGUUCUUGUACGUUUCUGUCUUAGAAAAAUCACGAUAUUUCUUCAUGAUUUUAAAGUCAAUUCGUCUUGACUGCGUGAUUCGCCUGACUAAUGACGUUUUCUCCUCUUUUCACCCUCACGUGCAGUCUUGAUUUUGCAACAAUAUAAUAAUAGUCGUGUCUGCCAACUUCGCCAUGGAUUUUUAGACCUUGUAUUAUAGUAAGCGCGAAGAUACUGCGUCCUCGAAUGGUCGCGUCACUUUCGAAACACCCUCUGCAAAAUUCCGGGGCAGCUUGCCAUUUUCUCGACCUCUUCCGUUUCUCUUGUCUUUCUAUUCACGAAAAGAAUAAUUGCGAAAAGAAACACACGACGAUUGCCAUUAUGCAAGCUUCUUCUCGAAAGAAAUAUAAACAGAAAAGAAAAUGUUGUACUUUCCAUUCUUUAUUUAUUUUUUUACGAAAUGGGUACCAUUUUGCGAUGUCUCUACUUGUGCUGUCUACGCAUUUACGAAAAUAAUAAUCGUGAAAAAAGACUUUGGGCGAUUGUCAUUAUGUAAGGUUCUCUUUUGACAAAAUUGAAGCAGGAGAGAAAAUUUUCUACUCAUUUUUUUUUUAGACUGCUGUAGUUUCUAUCUAUUUAUUACCUAUUAAAUAUCAUGAAAAUAAACUCCUAACAUUCUUCCUAAAGAGUAGAAAAAUAGAUUAACAAAUUUUAUGUCGUCCGUUCCCUAUUUAUUUUCUUGCGAAUAAAACUCUCGUUUGUUGUAUGCUGUCGCUGUUUUUCAAUGAUCAUAAUUCGUAGAAUCGGUGUUUUAAUAUGUAUGUUGAAAAUAGAGUGAAUAGACUACCGUCUCACGAUCGCUGGUACUGCAAUCCGCCGAAAGGUUAGACAAAAAGUCAUCUCACCGUAACAGUUAUUGGCAGACACACAGGAGAAACAAAAACCGGUAAAUUACAUCCUUCUGUUGAGGAGGCCUGUACCUUUUUCUCCUGCUCCGUCUUCUGAAGCCGUAUAGUGGCGAGUUUCUUGUUCGAUACAUCACGGAAAUUGAUCUUUCUCGAGAACUCAUUGAUUAUCAUCGUCCAUUUGCAUUUUCUUGAGUUAUUAGCGAUUAUUUAAAUUACUUGAGAUCAUUUCGUCAUUCGUUACUUUCUUUUUCUUCUUUCAUUUUCUGUAUUUCAUUCAGAGUACGUUCACCUUACAGUUCAUUGAUGGCUGGUACGAUGUAGUAAAUCAUUCAUCGUGAAUUAACUACUCGAUCAAUUAAGUAAUUUCAUCUUUGUACUGGCUGGUUCAAUGGUGCGCGAAUAUUCCCUUAUAUAUUUUCUGCUGCUCAAUUAAAAAUACUUUGUUUCCUGCUUAAUUUAGUAUUUAUAUACCUUGAUUUCCAGGAAUUUCGAUGAAAUCAAAAUUUGAAAUUUAAAUUUAUUUUUUCAAGACAACUGGUUUAAUCGUCGUAUGUUUCCUUGUUUUCUUCAAAGUCAACUGACGAUCGUGUAUAACUAUUGGCAUCGUGUUAACGUCGAUUAACGCUUUGCUCGAAAUUCCGCGCCAUUCCUCCGCUUUUCCUUCUAUUUUUCCGAUACGUCGAAAAACAACGCAGUAUUCUUUUUUCCUAGGCGACCGAGCUCGUUAAGUAACGCGAUCGAAUAUGCAUGAUGUAAUCGCAAGCAGCGCUUUUCCCGAUUGCCGAUACUUCGAUUUGUUAGCGCGAAACGAUGUUGAAUUAUGCAAUUCCUGUGCGAUUUACCUUACCGGUAGAUUCUUGACCGAUAAGUAAAAGAAGAAAAGAAAAGAAAAAUACAGCAUAAUCACAAUAUAUUGGUUAUAAUUUCGACUACUGGAAUGUAAAUUAGUUCGUUUAAUCAUCGACAUUUCCUGUAAUAUUAGGUUGAUGCAUGUGUUGCAUCGUUUUUCCAAUAAAACCGCGUGUUAUAUCAUCGAAACAAUUUCCAUAUUAUUUUGGUUCUUCGCAUAGAGAUCUUUUCCAAAAUAAUUUAUGCGUUCAAAAAUUCCAUUAGAUGUUUCUAAUAAAAAUGAGAUUUUUCUCGUAAAGAAUUUUUGUAAAUCCUAAAAAUUACUGAACUUUCGGAAGCAGGUAACGCAGAAAAUAUUAGUAACUGAACUGAAUAUUUCUAGGCAAUCUGUAGUUAUUAUUCGAACAGUGUUUCGUAUUAAGUCACGAUAAUCAUAAGCAGCGAUAAUUGCUAAGGUUGACACAAGGCGAGAUACUUCUGUACCAUGAUGACAUGAGCAAUACCAAGAAGCAUAUCACUUUCUUCUUUUUUUUCUGUAUUUCUAAAAUAAAUUCGAUUAACGCGCAAUUAUAUGAAUAUAUAUAUGUACGUAACCGGAAUUUACAUUGUUAAUUAACAAAUAAUUUAAACAAGUUAUUAUGGUGAUUUGUCGAUUUCCAAUUACAUUCGAAGGUGAGAUAAACUGUAUUAAUUACACAUUUGUUUCUCUCUUCUUCACGACCUGCUAAUUCGUUUAUCUGUAAUAAAUCAAUCUUUUAUCGCGUCAAACAUUCCGACGCGAGCUGCAAAUUCUGCGAAAUAGCGUCAGAAUUUCUGUAAUGAAACAGCGCAUGAUCGAUCAUUUCAGUAUAAAUAUCAUAACUUUGUUAUUCCUAAUUUUUAAUUCUUUAACUUUAUUCCUUCGUUUGGAAUAAUGUAUUCGUUCGUUAUUUAUUUAUUUUUCUAUCUAAUUUCGUAAUAUUACAUCUGCAUACAGUUUUACCGCCACCACGCCGGGAAACUAUUCAGCCUAACUAUAAAGAUAAGUAAAUCUAUGUACAGGUUUAUUAACCUGACAAUGAUAUUAAAGAAGCUUAAAUCUGCUAGCCAGUAAUCAUGGCUUUUCCGCGAAAUAUCGACAAUAAAAAUUUACAAUUUCGUAGAAAUAGAUAAAACGGAAAUGAAUGGGCAAUGCGGCAAUUCGGUUUCUGAGCUGAGAAAACUUGAAACAAUAUAACAAGUAAAAAUAAAUCAGCAUGAAAAUACUACUUUGAUUAGUUGAUGGUUGAACGCUUUUAGUGCAUAAAAUUUUAGUGCAUUCGGGAAGAUCGAAGUCAAGGUCUUCUUAACACCUGAUUGGUCCCAACAGAUUUUCAAGAUGCAUUUGAACGACGAAUUUAUGCGAACAAAAAUUUACGAGUCUAAUUAUUGCCGUGAUUAGUUCGACGUUUCUAUCAGAGAAUGUCCUUGAUGAGAUAUACGUACAAAGUCGAUAACAGUUCUCGAUGAGAAAUCGUCAUAUCGAGGUUCUCGGACGAUAAAGCGAAGGUCUAGCUAUUUAAUAUAGAUAGAAACUGGUCCUAAAAAAUCUACGAAGGAACCAGUAACUUCUACCAUGGUAUUUCUGUGCUUAUUGUUAUUUCGUUCUCGACCAAUUCGUUAGACGCAAUUCAGUGUGUCGUAUUAGGCAAUGUUUGAUAUUUUUUCAUGCAUUGUAACUUUGAGCUGAAUAGAAAAUUAUUGAAACAAUUUUUGUUCUAUUCUAGCAACCUAAUUCGCAAGCGAUAUAGCUAAUUUGUUGUUACGUAUAUCAGUUCGUGUACAUGCUAUAUACAUAAAUUUGUAUAUAACGACCUCGCAUAUAUAACUGGAAUGCAAAUAUUGACAGUCGACUAUAAUGAUGCGCAGGUGAUAUGUGACAGUUUCUAAUGAACUUAUGGCUGCAAAUUAUAGGAUAUGUAUUUUCCUAUUUCACCUUUUUUCCAUCUGAUGCCGUUCGACAUUCCUUGUAUGUGUAAUUAUGUAAUUUGUAAUUAGGAAUUUAUGGAACAUUUACAAUGGUCAGCAUCGUACCACAAUUUUGAGUUCAUCAAAGGUGGAGUUCAGUUAAGAAUCUUCUUUUAAAAAUUAAUAAAUAAAAAAGUCUGUAUUUACCUAGGAGAUUUUGUUACGCUUUUAUGAUUUGAAUUAUGAAUUUAUAAAGUGAAUAUAUGACUGUGUAUAGUACGGCAUUUUUAAUGUUUGAAAGCAUACAGAUUGUAUUUUUAUUCAUAGUUUUCACAAAUUAACUCAGUGUCUUAUGGUUUGUUUUCUCUCUGUUUUCUCUCUGUUUUAUAUGAUUUAUUUAUUACACUCGUUAAAUUUAAUUACAUAUUAGCUUUCAAAAUACUGUGAAUAAUACGAUCACCGAAGAUCAUCGAGACACUACUUACUUACUACGUAACUUGAUUUCCAAUUUUACCAAUUGAGACGAAACUUUAGAUUAAAAUAAGGAUUCUUGAACCACUUCUUCCGAGUCCCUUAAAUGAUAUACUCAUUUCCCCCUCCACUGUUAAAAAUUCCAGUAACAUUCCAAAAUGCAAAGAGUGCAAUUAGUCACGAACCGUCUCUUCUUCUCGUACAAUUAUGAAACAUUCAAAUAGAAAUUUAGCUCAAUAUCGUAAAACAGGAAGUUCGAAAUUUUACCACUUGUGCCACUUUUCUUUUUUAUUCCAAAAGAUUUCGAAAGCUCGUUUCGAAAUACCAAUGUGCGAUUGCAAUUUUUCGCGAAUCGUCAGUUUUCUCUAUAAAGGACUGGUUUUUCAGGAAGCGGAGCGAAACGAUAGCUAGCGGACGUCGCACAACACCACGGCGUUGUCUUCUCGUAGCACGCGAUCAUUUGGCUCCUUUUUCUUUCUUCGUCGUCCGCUUAUUCCUAUCGUGGCAUGUCUCGACAAAAGAAAUCGCGUAUCGUUGAAACAAGUAUCGUCAAAUUAGGCGAAUAUCGCUCGAAUCUGUAGGAUGGCGCCGAAUAUUUGACGCUGGAAUUGCAUAAGUUUUACGCAGCGCGCAGAAUGUACGCGGAAACGCAGGGUCGAUUAUCGAUUUUUCUGCGGCCGGAUCAGCCGGUUUGCCUUGCAACCUGUCUACACACCGUAUACGAGUCACGUGCAUUUUAUUCGCGCUGCUAGGCGCGCAUCUGUGAAAUUACUCGCUUUACGACCCCGUCGCAUGUGCUUCGCGAUCCUUGCCUCAACGUUUGUCCUGUUAACUGCGUCGGAUGUCUCAAGCAAAAUUGGUAAUUGAUUUUUAAGCGGCUGAUAACAGGCUUUGUGUAACGUGUCAUUGAUUGGACGGGAUUGAUAGGAAUGAACGAUAAGCUGUCACCGUUUUUGGAACGAGAGCCUUUCCUUCGCCGAACAGAUUGCAGUAAUUGGAACGAUGUUUGUUUGGAGCUCAAAGGAGAUUUUUAUGCAGAAGAGAUUGCGAUCUAGAUUAUAGUUGUUAGAUUGUGGAUUUCUGCGCAUUUAUGGAAAAUUUGAAAGUGCAAAAUUGCACAGACCGCACAUAUUAUGAAGAUAUAUAUAUAUAUAUAUAUAUAUAUAUAUAUAUGAAAUAUUUAAAGUAUAUUGCUUCGUAUAAUGCUCGAUAGAUAAAGCAAUUUUUUAAUUGUAUUUUCAAAAAUAUUAAUUUGCAUUAAAAUGAAUCUUCCAAAUCUAAUAAUUAUUGUCCGAAUAUUAAGUACAUAGAGUGUUUACUGUGGUUUGUGUAAGGUAUAAGUCUUGCUUUGGAAUAAAGAUAACGAUGUUUAAAAAUUUAUCUGAUUCAGGGAUAGAGGAUUAGUAUAACGAAGGGAAGGUCUUCGUUUGAAAAGAAAAUAUUUGAAUAGAUAUUGUAUAGUACAAUGGUUUGUGGGAUUGAAAUAUUUUUUCAUAAAGAUAGAUACUUUGUAGUAUGUGGUUACGUUAUCGUAGAUAGAGCUAGUUUUAUCGAUGCAAAAAUAGACAUACGUCAUCCUUUUCUUUAACCUAGAAAUAGCGUGUAGAAUGAAAUAGGCAGUAAGUGGAUCAAAUAUGCAUAGAGUAUUCUUUUAUAAAAUACACAACGUUACGUUACCAUGUAAAUUUCCAAUUAUGAUUUCUAAAGGAUUAAAGUUGACGCUUCGAGUGAAAUAUUUCUAGAGGCAAAGUUUACAAGGAAAAAGUAGAGGUUAAAGAAAUAGUAAAAUUGUAUUCUUCGCGUUCAGAAACCACACUGAUACAAUUCUCGAGGAUAUCAAUCGAUAUUCCGUGACGCAGGGAUAUUAUAAAAAUAUUCUGUAAGUUGUGACUUCAACUGAAAGGGAACUGCAAGAAAUUUUAUGUAAAGCGGUGUUUUCUAGUAAUUUAAAUGUUCCCGCCUCCCGACGUCAGCCAGUCUAGCCAAUAGGUAACUACACGUGACACAAAUAACAAAGUUGGAAAGGUAGUACAACGUAUAACAUUGAUUCGUGAAGGUUGCCGUGUGAUCCAUAGAUCAUAAAGUUGCACACGUGCACGAUCGAUAGUUAAAAAACUUGUCUCGUCAAGUUCGAGCGCUUUAGUGAAGAUCUUUCCUGUGAAUCAGUAAGUACAUCAAUCGCAAACACUCGACGAAUUCAUGAUAUAAGUUAAUACUGAUGUAACAAAACGUGGUAAGUGGUAAACGUGGAGGUAAGAAGUAGAUUAGAUGAAAAGUUUGGGAAGCGGUAAAUUUAAAUUCUGCGCAGCUAGAGAAGAAGAAGAGGAUAGGACAAUUUGUAAAAGAAUUCAUCGAAUUAAAUUCGAUUUACGAAGAAUACAAAAGGAUAUUAUAAAAACUCAAUCCUGUCUAAAACAACUUUAAGUUGCUCGUCAUAACGAGGUUUUAAGAUUAAGAAAGAAAUCUAAAAAAAGAACCGAUAACCUAGCUCGAUGAUAUUUUCACGGUUUAUCGUUUGAUUUACGUAUGUGGCUUUGUAUACAUUUUUCAAAUCAACGACACAGUAGGAUUGCUAAUAAAAAAGAUAAAUAAAGGAAGGCUUGAUUCAAUUGGUCCAUCGUGAUUGAUAAGUCGCUCAACGGAAAAAAAUAAUGUCGAACAUGCACAGAAGCCUUCUGAGUGUUUCGUGGGAUGCGUUAAAAUUGUUGAGAACUUCGAUGAAAUCUGGUUGGAUGUGGACAAGGUUAGCCUCCGGUCAAUGUGACGUACCCAUGGUGGUCCCUAAAGAGGAGGUGAUUAGAUUCGUAUCUGAGUGCAUGUGUAAGGCUGGAACAUCGCUCGAGGAUGGUUGUAUCGUUGGCCAUCAUUUGAUGACCGCCGAUUACCGUGGCCAUUUUAGCCAUGGAAUGAACAGAAUGCAAAUGUACGUGCAGGAUAUUAAGGACGGAAUGACCAAUCCUACUGCGAAGCCAGAGAUCCUUACGGAUUUUCAGGCGAUAGCGUUGGUCAACGGGAACAACGGUUUGGGCCAGGUGAUCGGUAAAUUUUGCAUGGAACUGGUCAUAAAGAAGGCGAAGAAGUUCGGUAUCGGGAUGGUGUCGACUUGUGGCUCGAAUCAUUACGGCAUCUGUGGUUACUACACGAAAAUGGCAAUCGACCAAGGUCUCGUGGGCUUCUCCUGCACCAAUACGAGUCCUCUGAUGGCGCCAACCCGUAGCAAGUGUGCGGGUUUAGGUACGAAUCCGAUAUCUUUGGGAAUGGGAGCGUCGAACAAUGAUGAGUUCGUGUUGGAUAUGGCCACGACAGCCGUUGCUCUGGGCAAAAUCGAGCUAGCUAUCAGGAAGAACGAAUCCAUUCCCCAAGGCUGGGCGCUUGGGUCCGAUGGGAAAGUUACCACAAACGCCGAAGAAGCGUACAAAACUUCUCUUUUACUGCCUGUUGGUGGAGAGGAACACACUAGCGGCUACAAAGGCUAUGGACUAGCUUUGAUGGUCGAGAUACUUUGCGGAAUUCUGUCUGGAAGCGAGUUUGGUCCUAACAUCAGACAGUGGAAGACCAAAGAAAAAAUUGCUAAUCUUGGGCAGUGUUUCAUGGCCAUAAAUCCGGAAGCUUUUGGUUGUGGAUCGAAGGAGAGAUUAGGUCAGUUGUUGAAACAGUUGAGAAAUUUGGCUCCCGCCGAAGACAAACCUGUUUUGAUACCUGGAGACCUGGAGAGGGCAGCUAUGGAACGCGUGGAUAAAGAGGGUGGUAUUACGUAUCAUCCCAAUCAAAUACAGGCGUGUAAAGAAUUCGCGAAAGUUAUGGGAGUCGAGCCUCUGAAGCUUAUUCCCAAGAAUGGUUAAUCAGGAAAUUAGUUUUGUCUAUUUUCUGUUUGGUAUUUAGGUACCUGAAGGUUCUUAGGAAAUUACGUAUUGAGGUUAAACUUUUCUUAUGUAUCUAUAUCUAUUAAUUUUUAGAUCAUUAUUUCGUAUCGUUGUUGCUAUGUGUAUAUUGAUAUUAGCAAUAGAUCUGAUAAUUACAUUGCGAAUGCGAUCUAUAGUACAUAUCAUACAAUACAUUUAUAUGUUUACUACACAUUAUUAUAUUGUGUAUACUCUACGUUUGAAGAAAAGUAUCCAACCAACAAAAUACUCUUCAAUGAUGCUUUUCCACAUAGGAUCUAUAAAUGUUUUAACAGCAAUCUACUUAAAUUUUUCUAACAUACACAUGUAAUAUACAAAGCUCAAGGAAAUGCAAUUCCUCAUAUUUUAUACGAUAUUGUAAACACAGCUUUUAUACUUAUAAAAGAAACUACACGAAUAUACACGAUCAUCGAUGUUUUUAGUUGACCACUGUUUAUCUACGCUAUAUCUUCGCAACGUAAUUAUUCAUCACCCUAAUAUCGGUGCAACGGGUCGAAGCACCGGCUAAUAACACGCUUUUUUCGUACAAUGUUUACACGAGAUGAGCUUGCGUGUCCGUUUCGUCGAUUUGAUGGAAACGAUGCCCGCGAUGACAUAACCAUCGUUGCGGUCUGAUCGUUGGUCGAUGAUGAUAAUGACGGCCUUGGACUUGCUCGCGGGAUCUUGAUUGUACUCAUUACUGAUCGAAACGCGCGAUUAUCGACAUCGAUUCACCGGUGCACGACAAAUGAGGCAUUUGCAUAAUCAGGACAGAAAAGAUAGAAACGAUCGAUCGAUGUUCAGAGAUUCGCAAGAUUAUUUGCAUCGUCGAGAUCUGAUAAUGAUGGCGCGAAGAGUAAGAAAUCUGAGAAUCACGUGCAUUUGCGUGGUCGUAGAAGCGCGAUCAUAGAAAUUCGAUCUUCUAUCGCAGUUUUAGCGAGCAUUCGUUAUUGCACAGUUGUAAAGUCUCGUGACUAGUGACACUUGGCUGUGUAAUUAUUUCGCAAGGACAGACCUGAUACCAAGAUUAACUUUGUUAUUUUUUAUCAUAGAUAAUUAAGUUUGAUGUAUCUAAUCGAUGUAGCUGACACGGAUACUCAAGGCGUUGACGAUUAACGCUUCGCUCAGAUUAGCGCAGCUACCUGAUUCGAGCAACUUGAGUUGAACAUAAAAUGUACCUACCAAUGAUGAUAGUUUUUCAAGUUUAUACGCUUAUCGUUGUCGAUUGAUUCACUUCACUUUGAGUACAUACUCUGAGCACACUUUAUUAAUAAGAACUUGCUGUUUUACUUCAUUUGGAAUAUGCCUUUUCAAGCUCCAAACGAAGUUGAGGUCCUCUCAACAAUGUAGGCAAUGUCAUGUAAAUUUUCUAAUUUAAGUCAAUUUUAUUUGUAACUAUGUUUACGAUUAUGAUUUACAUUUCACUUCUUUCCCUCUUAUUGUCACUUGACCAAUCUGAAUAAAGUUUCUAUGUAAUA
Messenger RNA from Bombus terrestris (buff-tailed bumblebee), 10590 nucleotides. RefSeq lists its product as uncharacterized. Lineage: Eukaryota; Metazoa; Arthropoda; Insecta; Hymenoptera; Apidae. The transcript is spliced from 2 exons. Bases 7883 to 9073 code for a protein of 396 amino acids. Gene Ontology annotation, molecular function: oxidoreductase activity. The record is from RefSeq and is a predicted model, not a curated record.